This is a messenger RNA of Phytophthora infestans T30-4, 879 nucleotides long. RefSeq lists its product as uncharacterized. The coding region runs from base 34 to 879 and encodes 281 amino acids. The record is from RefSeq and is a predicted model, not a curated record. The transcript is spliced from 2 exons. NCBI's taxonomy places the organism in Eukaryota, Oomycota, Peronosporomycetes, Peronosporales, Peronosporaceae.
GCUUUUCGCCUUACAAACUUGGAGACAAGCACCAUGGGCACCUACGUCGAGGACUAUCUCGAGAGCAUGUACCUGCUUCCGUCGGAGAUCAAGCGCAACUUCGACCUCAUGCGGGAGCUGGAUAAGACGUCCUACCCACUGCUCGAGGAACUCAAGACGUCGCAGAAAGCGUACUUAACGAGUGCGCGACAAAAAGUGCUCGCUCGGUGCUCCGAUGCGACACAAGGUGAAGCUACCGAGCAAGAGCUGCGUGAGCUCAUUGAAGCCGACGAGAUGGUCCAGAAGCUGCAAGAGAAACAUGCUCUGGUCGUCCAGAAGCUGGACGAGAAGAUCGCCAUUGCCGCUCAAAGCUACGACAUCGUAGACCACCAUAUUCGUCGCUUGGACCGAGAUCUCGAGAGCUAUUCGGCUCUAUUAAAGGCGAAUGGAGAGUAUCAGGAGGACAGUAGACCUCACCGCAAGAAACAGAAGGUGGCAGCAGCCACCAGCGUGCACCAAGUCAGUCAUACAGUGCCCAAUGUCAAUGUGCGCAGUAAGAGCAGCACAAGUGCAGGCAGUAUGAAGGAUAAGACGGCCACACCGGUUGGUAAGGCGUCGAGUGGUGGUAGCUCGUCGAGGAAGAGAUCUAUUGCAGAGACGGCGGUGGCUGUGCCCGUUGCAGCUGCUGAGCCGGUGAUCUUGGCCUCGGAAGACCUGCCUAUUGACCCGAACGAGCCUAUUUAUUGCAGUUGUCGACGAGUAUCGUUCGGUCAGAUGGUUGGUUGUGACAACGACGACUGCAAGUACGAGUGGUUCCACUUUGGCUGUGUGGGGCUUGCGGAUCAACCUGCAGGCAAAUGGUACUGCCAAGACUGCAAGGUGCAGCUUGGUCUCAAGUAA